GCUAUACUGAAGGCGAACAAUUAUCUGUACUCAUUCAUCAUGAAGUAUCAGGCGCAGACGUCCAUCUUGUUUCUCCUCCUCUGUUACUGGAGCCGCCCUCCGACCGUCUCCGGCUUCACAGAAGAACAACUGCAAAGGGUAACCGGCUACGUCCAAAGAACCUUCGGGAUAAGGGGGCAGCACGCCUAUGCAGUUAAGUUCACUCCAGCCCAAUGUGCCGCGCUCAGUGAAAAUGAUAUAGCCGCUGCUCUGAAUGGUGAAAACAUCCAAAACGUUAAGAAUGCCAUGAAUUCCCAGUCAAUAUACAGCGGAACACAGAUGGUAAUGGCCACCUACAAGGACCUGGGUAACAACAAAAGAGAACACUCCGAACAUCGUCUUCUUUAUCCACCUUCGAGGUCCAGCGUCUCACCAGCACAAGACCUCAUGAACAGACAACCUGCUGCCGGAUGUGUUUUAUUUUAUACGUAUAACUCCCCAUGUAACGCGUAUUGUACCAAUCCCAAUGGACGUUUUAAUAUCGUGGACAAGUUAAGUGUCUUUGGGACAAAUAACAAGGCUUUCGUUUUCAAUCAAGUAUACCAAGAACAAAAUAUAAACUGCUGUCACGAAACUCGAUUGAAGUCAGUUGAUAAACAAAUGCCCCUCUAUCGCUGUACCAAUAAUUGCAUUAAGUGCUUUAACAAUAAUAGAUUUAAUGCCCUCUGUUUAAGAGCGUAAGGAUACAUAUUUCAGAAUUAUGCGUAGGAUUUCUUCCUCAGGAUAGGUGCCAUCGCUAAACAAGAAUCCACUUUAAGUUCCACAACAUUCCCAGAGUAGAA
Messenger RNA from Spea bombifrons (plains spadefoot toad), 821 nucleotides. RefSeq lists its product as uncharacterized. The coding region runs from base 40 to 720 and encodes 226 amino acids. NCBI's taxonomy places the organism in Eukaryota, Metazoa, Chordata, Amphibia, Anura, Pelobatidae. The record is from RefSeq and is a predicted model, not a curated record. The transcript is spliced from 3 exons.